This is a messenger RNA of Malus domestica (apple), 684 nucleotides long. RefSeq lists its product as uncharacterized. The record is from RefSeq and is a predicted model, not a curated record. NCBI's taxonomy places the organism in Eukaryota, Viridiplantae, Streptophyta, Magnoliopsida, Rosales, Rosaceae.
AUGGAUUCAGUCAAUUUUUAUGACAUCAAAACUGAGAAGGCGAACGCAAUCUUGAAAUACCGCCAGCUUCGAAAACUUGCAAACUUGUUUCGGUUGAUUGAGGUGCUUGCUGUUCUGCUCCUGCUUUCCAGGUUUUCUGUCCAACUCCCUCAUGCUGUCAAGAACUCUGGCUCUUACUUCAAGGACAUAUCCGGCUUCAUGGUAAGUCCUCGCUUCGUGUUUGUCAUUGGAAAUGUAAUAGUUAUCGUUCUCUUCGCCAAGUCGGGCAGAUAUUCAGCUAAAGACUCGAGCACAGGCAGCUCGGGCGAUGAUCUUUAUGAAGAGUUUGUUCAGAACAGCGAAAAAAAUCAGAAACUUCGUGGCGAGGUGAUUGAGUACCAGGCCAUAAAAAACACACCUAAGGAUAGCAUACUUUCUGAGAAAGCUCCUCAAAAUUUGGAAGUCAAGAACUUCACAAGGAGUCAGUCAGAGAAUUUAGAACAUGAGAUUUGCAAGAGCUCGCGGCGCUUAUUGAAACGAUCAGAGACGGAGAAGUUCAAGAAAAACGUUCAGCCUGGUGGGAAGCCGGCAGGGAGCGUGUACCCUGAAGACGGCAUGAGUAACGAGGAGUUUCGGAGCAAGGUUGAGUCGUUCAUUGCAAGGCAGCAGAAGUUUCGACUGCAAGAAGAUUUCUCUGUAAACUAG